AUGAGUCCACAUGAUCAUCUGUCAUCUUUUGAUGCGUCGUUUAGUGACUCUUUUUCAGAAGACUUGAUCCGUCAAUUCGACCACAAGACAAAGGCUAUCCGCAACGCACUCAACGAAGAAGAACCUCCUUCAGCACCUUUACCGCAGCCAAAGCAAGAACAGCACGAUCAUACAUCGUCACUGGCUGAAACUGAAAAGAAUUCAGAAUCAGUAGCAUCCUCUCCAACGCCUUCGUCGCAAGCUGUAAUUGACGCGGCCACCCAAGAGCAGGAUGUUCCAUCUUCUUCUGCUCAUGGAGAUAGUCGACAGCAGCAGGAAGUACAGCAAGCAGAAGAGUCACAAAUGCAACAACAACAACAGCAGCAACACCAGCAGAACGAACAAGAAGAAAAAGAACGCAGCGGACCCAAACUAACUGUAGUUGUGCCCGAACGAGAACUACGGCCGAGUCGCUCUCGCUUCUUCCGGUCACCCAAGAAGAUGAAAAGUCUGAGUCGCUUGUUCACUACAGCCAAAGAACAAGAUGAACAACAACAGCAAGAGUCCUUAGCCCUCCCCAAAGCCAUCUCCCCAUGGAGCGCAACGACCCCAACCAGCGUAACCCAAAGCUCUUCUCCCAGCAGCACAAUAUUCGGCAACAUUUGCCACUAUCCACCCAAACCAUUGCAAUACUCGACCGACAUUAGCCCACCCGCCGAUACGAAUGGCUGCAGCACAGACGAGUUCGCGCUAAAGUCGCGGCGCUCAUGUACUCUCAAGCCUGUCACCCCUGAACCAUCUGAGCAAAGACGGUCGUCGGCUCCCGCGUUGCCUCCACGUUCCUAUAGUAAACAUCACCGUAUGUUUGCUUUCCUUUGGUCGUCCAAAUAA
This is a messenger RNA of Zychaea mexicana, 870 nucleotides long. RefSeq lists its product as uncharacterized. Lineage: Eukaryota; Fungi; Mucoromycota; Mucoromycetes; Mucorales; Lichtheimiaceae. The transcript has a single exon. The record is from RefSeq and is a predicted model, not a curated record. Bases 1 to 870 code for a protein of 289 amino acids.